Messenger RNA from Papilio xuthus (Asian swallowtail), 627 nucleotides. RefSeq names its product putative peptidyl-tRNA hydrolase PTRHD1. Gene Ontology annotation, molecular function: peptidyl-tRNA hydrolase activity. NCBI's taxonomy places the organism in Eukaryota, Metazoa, Arthropoda, Insecta, Lepidoptera, Papilionidae. The transcript has 2 exons. The record is from RefSeq and is a predicted model, not a curated record. Bases 125 to 496 code for a protein of 123 amino acids.
UGGCUAUUUUACAUGAUUUUAUGUUUACUUUUAAUUGUAAUGUUUGUAUCGUAGAAUUUGAAAAUUAGACUACUACACUACGACUAUCGAAGCUAUAUAAGCGUAUAAGCUGAUCGCUGACAAAAUGUCAACAACUAUUGUACAAUAUAUUUUGCUACGAAGUGAUUUAUUAAAAGAUUUAGGUUGGUCAAUAGGAUCACUAGUAGCACAAGCAUGCCAUGCUUCCUCUGCAGUGUUACAUUUGUUUAAAGAUGAUGAAUAUACUGCGAAAUAUUUAAACGAUCUAGAUAAUAUGCAUAAAGUUGUAUUAGAAGUUCCUAAUGAAGAAUCAUUAAGAAAAUUAUCAGAAAAAUUAAAAGAAAAUUCUAUAGACCAUAAAAUGUGGAUUGAACAGCCAGAAAAUAUUCCUACAUGUUUAGCUCUUAAGCCAUAUCCUAAAGAAGAAGUAAAAAAAUAUGUUGGCAAAUUUAAGUUGUACAAAACAACAUUAGAUUAAGUCAAAUCAAUUUAAUAAAAUAUCUGAAGUAUAUUUAAAUAAGUUUAAGCAAUAGAAGCAUGAAAGCAUAAAUAUUUAUUAUUUUUUUUCUAAAUUAUUUUUGCCUCCUUGUAUUAAUAUAUAAAUUUAUG